CCAAAAUGGAUAUAUGAAUGUGCAAGAGACACACUGGUUAAAUCGAGUGUACUUUUGCACAAGUAUAGACGGCAUAUUUCAAAUUUGAAACAUGACGUUCACUCCCAAUGUCGACGAUGAAGACGAUGACGCCUUCUCCCGGGCCUGGGCUGCCUAUCUUCCUGCCAUGUGGGCCUAAACCGCCUGGGUUUACCAUGAAAAAGUUUGUUACGGGAGCGAGCCCCAAAACCACGCGGCCCGAUCGGACGCGCAACGCAGCAGCACCCAGUAUUUACGCAGGAAAGAAAUCCUUUCCGUUUUUGAAAAACCUCGAGCGACCCCCUCGAUUUCCUUCCUUCCUUGUUGAUAGUUCUUCCCUUCCCUCCUCGCCGCGCGCCUCGCGUAGUCCUCAUGGCCGCCGCCGCGCACCGCCUCCACGGCGCGGGGAAAUCCUCGAUUCCGUCCCCCGCGGCCACGGCGACGGCGACGGCCAAAGCGUCCGCUCCCAGCCGACGCCUCCACGGCUUCUCCUUCCCGACGCUCUCUUGGGGCGCGCACCGCCUCCUCCGCUGUUCCAAGGACGGCGCCGCCGCCGCGUCCGCGCCCGCGUCGGGUUCACCUCCCCUGCACCCGCAAACCCCGUCGCUCAAGGACAAGCCGGUGCCGACGCCGCCGAUGCCGACGCCCCAGCAGGACCCGGCGGGCGACGGCUCGCGCCCGCAGCGGCCGAUGAAUCUCCGCCCGCGCCGCUACUACUCCGCCACCGCCGCCGCGUCUCCGGCGUCGCGAGCGGAUGGGGGCGCCGCGGCGGGCCAGUCGGGGCCGCCGCCCCCGCCGCUGCCGAGGAAGAGAAGCUUCGCCGUCGCGCUCACCAGGGAGGAGAUCGCCGAGGACUUAGCCGCCAUCCGAUGCGCGCGCCCGCCGCGCCGCGGCAAGAAGCGGCCGAAGCAGAACGAGAUGGAUAGGCUGUUUCCGGGAAGCAUGCUCUUGAACGUGGACCCUGACGCAUACAAGAUCGGCGAGAGGUGAUCGGCGCCGUGGUGAAGCUGCAAAUUGGAGGAACUUCUCAGACGUUCCCAAUCUUUUUCUUUCCUCAUGUGUGUGAUGGACUGAUGGUUAACAUGUCCAUCCCCUAUUAAUUUUGUUAGUUCUUAUGGCUUAGAGAAUUGAAUUUUGGUAGGUUAUUCCUUGUGCCUUUUUGUGUACAUACAUUAUGCUUACAAGGAAUUGUUGGAAUGAUUGGAGUGUUAGUGCUUUCUGGUGUUAUGUUUGGGUUUGGGGUAUGGUUAUUGCGGCGUGUAGGAAGUGAUAGUAUUCAAAGGUGAUGGGGAGUCCUCAUGUUAUGCACAUUGUUUAAAUUAUGAAUAGUUAAAUAUAAUAUCCAUGAACUAGUUUUACGGUUCAGAUUGCUACAAAAGUUACUGAAUAUGACAUGGCACAUUGGUUAUGAAUUGUUCUUGAGAAUUUGUAUAUAUUGCUUUCUAGAUUUACUGAUGGAACAUAAAUAAUUAGGUGCAUUGCGUGAUGCCAUGAUGGAUGAAAUGCUAGCUUUAAUUUUUACUCUGGCAGGAGAUAUAUAUAUAUCAUAUCUACAAUAGGACAUUGUGACUGAACGAGAAAGUAAUGGGUGCCUCAUACUUGUGAUAGAAUAAUGACCUAUUAACCAUGGUUUUCUUUUUUUCGUGACCAAUAAGUGCCAAAUCAGUAAAAACUUAAGCUAGUUACCACACGAUUUUUUUGCAUCUUGUCCUAAUCUCCUGUUUCUCACGUAUUAUGGAUAUUAAAGUAUUCUUUUGUAAUGAUUCAUCAAGUUUUGUUUUGUUAUUUCACCUUUUCUGUUCAUGCUUUUCCUGCAUUUUUUACAGAUAAAUAGCUGGAGUAUCUCAUUAGAGAUUUCAGCAAUAACAGUAUCUUUUUUUGGGGGAACAUUGUCUGUUUUAUAUUUGGUGUUUCUCUGAUCUGCUAUUUUGCUUUAGGUAGGAGGUGCCACUUUCAGUAGUCAUUGCUCUGUUUAACGGUGUUUAGUUGUUAAUUGACCUUCUAAUCUUUUUUACUUAAGUUGUACACAGUGAAGAGCAUAGAACUUCAUUGAUUAAUUGUUGUCUAUGCCUUCACAUUUUGGGAUUCAGUAUCUUCUUCAUUUUUAGGAAGGGGAUUCAGUAUCUUGUUAAUCAGUUUUGAGGAAUAAUUGGAUGACAUUGUCGACCAGGCUUUAAUAAAGUUUAUGAUCGAUAGGUUGGAAAUGGUGAUUGGGUUCUUCUGUUUUUAGAACCAGACCCUAGUAAUGUAGCUGAGCCCUCUUCGUCGGUCAUUUGGUAUAAAUUGUUUUUGUUGAAUCAAGGGUUAAACUUGAUAACUCUUGAUGCCCACAUGGUUCACCUGUAUCAAGACCAUUGCACAUAACAGACCUCAAAAUUCUUCAUAACGCACAUAAUUGAAACAAAAAUGUAGUUGGAUCCGUUGAUUUCCAUGAUGCGUUGUGGUUUCUAUGAUUUGCGUAAUGUUAUUGGUGUGUAAUUGUACCCUUGACAGGCAAAUAAGCACUAACCAUCAGGAAUCAGCCUGAGCAGUGUCCUGUUUGCAGCAGAAUUAGUUCAGGUAUAUAUGAGAGUCGCCCUUAUAACUUUUCUCAAAUAUCCAUCUUUAUGUCUUCUGGGUUUUUGGGUCUUGUUUCCUCGGAAAUAUGGAAUGAGCGCAAUGUGUCUGUAUUAUGCAAUGCCUCCUCCACCACACUCGUAAUUAUGGCUAAGAUAAAAGGAGAGGCGUUUGACAGGCUCACGCUGGAGCGGAAAACUUAGGUACAUUCUCCUGCAAGAGUAGGCUUGUGUACGCCGCUUGUGGCCAUUUCGUUGUCAUGUGGGCAAGUGGAGAAAUAACCCUUAAUGGGUCAGGUCCGGGAGCUCACAUGGCAACGGGUCGGCCGGUCCAACAUGGCAUAUGACAGUUAGGCCCCUCCUACCUGUCAGAAAUACCAUUAAACGCCCUAAUCUACCCUAUUUGGGUUCUAUGAGGCAGCCUGUCCCAAAAACUGUGGUCCAGCGAGACUAUUAGUGAUAAGUGUGGUAACAUGUCAAACAAUAGAUUAUCUCUUAGUGCCAUCUCUUGCAACCAAUACUCUCAUGGAUACAAGAAUAUUUGGUGAUUUAAAAAAAAAACUUGUGAUGGAAAGAUAAAAUCUAGUACAAUAAGAAAAAAGCAUAUCUUUCUUGUGAAGAGUUUUUUCUUUGUUUCUUUCUCAUCCUAGUCAACAGUUAUCUUAUGGGGCGUCGCUAAGAUAAGAUCGUACAUUGCACGUGGUCUAGAGGAGUUGUCAUGCCACAGAUAUUAGCUGAAAUCUAAUCACAAUUCUUUUUUGGUGAGAACGUUGAAUCCCAUAUCUUUCCUUAUAAAAUCCAGGUCUCCUCUCAAAGUGAAAAACCUUUCUUUGGUAAUUACAUAAAGGGGUUAUUCUUACUAAAGAUAGCUUGAAAAGGCACGACUAGCAAGUUAGUUCAAGUUUUAGUGUUUUGCCAUCACAACAAGAUGACUAGACACUUCUGAUGAUUUCAUUAUCAGUUUGCCAGGGCCGCUUGGGCCAUUAUUCAAGCGGCGACUAACCUUCAUCCACCCCGUGGUGAUGCUAAUAUGUUUGUUAACUCACCACAAGGGUUAGACAAUAGGCUUCAUUCGAUCAUCCUUGGGGGCGGCUGCUCUUUGAUGGUUUGUUGCUCAGUAAAAAUGAUGUUGUGUUUUAAUUACAUCUCCAUCGCAGGUUAUCCAUUCUCGUGCACACUGGCUUCGUACCUGGUCUUUGCUCCAACGACCGGUGGACAAGGAGGUAAUUUUAGCGGCAUGUACAGAAGUGGAAGAGUGGCCAGGGAGGUGUUUUGAUAGUUCAGGUGGCGGCAUAAGGGCAACUCCAGCAGGGAGACCCAUUUUGUGUCCGUUUUGGCCUCCUUUUAGUCCGCUGUUAGUUUUGGGUCUGCCACUGCCCCCAACGAGGCCACCCAUUUGGUCCACUUUAUUACUCAUGGACAUGUGGACCAGGGGAGGAAAAAGGGGCAAGAUGCGGACCAGCGCAGUGCAAAAGAUACUGUCCGCCCCGACCCAAACUCUGACCAAAUUUGGGUUGGAAAUGGGUCAUGUCCGGACCAAAAAGCGGAAAAGGGAGUCCGUUUGGCCCAAACGGACAAAAUCGGUCUCCCCGCUGGAGUUGCCCUAACCUCCAGAUCAACGCACCUUCCCUUCAUUUUUUUAGAGAUCACCAUGGGGCGUUGGUGGGGGGGGGGGGGGGGGGUGUGGAGAACCCUGCCUGAAUACCUUUACUUAAAGGUUAGAAAUUAUAGGGUUUGCGAGUCGCGAGAAAAAAUAGUCACGCAAGACAUAAUGGAUACCUUUUGACCGGCUUUCUUAAGCCGAUGAGACCAAAGGGUGGCAUCGUCUACAACGUUUCUAAUUAGUAUAUGGGAUGGUAAAUGAACUCAAUGGAACACCACACUGUUUCUUGAGUCCCAGGUUUUCAAAAGGAUGGUGAGCACCAUCCCUGGCCAUAGCACGGCCAGCAAGCCUGGUAGGACCGUAGGAGGUUCAGGCUCCAGAGAGAGGCGCCUUCAGCCAGAGGGUUGAUACCGAGCUUGAACAAGACAGUCUGAUUGAAAGAACUGUGGAAGAAAAGGUGGUCGUUUUUUUCGGAAGCAAGUUUGCACCGGGGGCAUCGACGCACCAUCGCUUAGUAGUUAGUACUGUCUCGCCUUAGCUGCAUCAAUAAAUUGUAAUGGAGUAAAGGGUUUUUGUGACUUCUGUUGUCAUUGUGUGCAUCUUGUUAUGGAAAGGCCGUGUGUGUUUCGUAUGUGGUUGUAUCGGCUUGAUGUGGUGAUAAGAUUCAAUAAAGCUCUCUUUUUGGAAAGAAAAAAAUAGCAUAUCUAACAUUUAUCUGAUUUGUUGUUCGUUUUUUGGUUCGGUCUUUCUCUUUUCCUGCACGUCAACAACCAGAUCUAGUUUUGAUCGUUGAUAACUUGCUUGAAUUGCUUUGCUCUUUUAUUUGCUACCGUUCCUGUAUAACCAGAUUGGCCAAUUUUAAGAUCGAUCUCGGCUGUCCGGUCAUCGCAUGGCACAAUUCAUGAGGCCAUAGCGGUCUGGUUGCCAUCGCCAUCGAAAGCUGGAUUAAGAUAAAUGUUGAUGCAGGGUGUGACUUGAUCUCUUCCUGUGGAGGCUCGCCCGUGCUCAUUCAAGAUAUGAACAGGGAGGUGCUUGCCUCGGCAUGGGGGUACUAUUGCAACUGCUCUGGGUUGAUGAAGCUGAGAUAAGAGCUUCUGUUUCAGGCCUCCAUUUAUGAUCAAGCUUCAAUGCCGCAGUUAUGAUAUAAACUGAUUAUCUUGUUGCACAUUGUUUUCUCUUGUCAUCCACUUUGGACAGGUUGAUGUUCAGUGAUUUGAAGAUUGAUGUGACCGGCAUGUUCACUGCAUUUGAGAGAUCAUCUCACCAAAAUACCCUCGAUUGACUGGACGCAGCAGAGCAGACGUUGGGAAUGACAGAAGAUGGUAAGUAGCAGCAAGAGAAAGACAAGUGCAAUUGCAUCCUGUGGUGCAAUGGCAGAAUGGCAAGGUGGCAUCAACGCCAUCAAAGCUGCUGUACGUACUUCUCUCCCACUGCAAAAUUCAAUGCCACCGUGGCGUAGUCAUCGUCUCCGUAGCUCUGGAAACCAUUCUUUCAGUCAGCGAGGCAACCACGUCUGUGCAAAUUACUCCACCUGACUCAAGGAUUCAGUUUACUUUAAGAGAACCUUGCUCGAGUAUAUAAAAACAGAUGAACAGAUAGCCUUGUCAGCUACCAUGGCUAAGGCGAUUAAAGAGAUCCUACUCCGCCUCCCUGCUGAAUCAACCAUACAGUCUAAAUUGACUUGCAAACAGUGGCUUGGAUCGAUUAACAACGAAAGCUUCAUUCAUCAUACUUUGGACAUCAGAACAUGGACAGAAGGCCGAAGAUCAUGCUUGUGGCCAAGCGCACUGGACAAUCGGUCUUCAGUUUUGCUCCCUUAAGAUAGUGCAUUGCCUGAGACAAAGGUGGUCUGCUCCAAGCCUUGCCAUGGGAUGAACGUGGUAAGCACUUCUGCAAAUGACUAUCUCUGCAACCGAGGCACAGGUUUCCAUAUGGUCUACAAUAACCUGGGGCCGAAUAUGCACCUACCAUUGAGAAGCUGGAGAAUACAUAAAGCAGAAGAGCCUUUGCAGUUGGCAACAAGAAGUCAAGACUGUUGGCCUGACUUCUGAGUUUUGACCCUUUGACUCGUGAGCAUGGUCUUGUGUAGCAAACUGCAACACCCAUUUUUGAUGUGUGAUUUGAUUUAGUAGUUCUAAUUGCCACUGUGGCACUGUGUACUGCUCUUUCUGCGAGUAUAUUGUCAUAUAAUUAUUCGUUUGACAAUGUAAAGGUGUGUUCCUUUGAAAAAUAAGUGAAUGAUGGUGAGUUCGUAA
Molecule: messenger RNA, 6431 nt
Organism: Brachypodium distachyon (stiff brome)
Lineage: Eukaryota; Viridiplantae; Streptophyta; Magnoliopsida; Poales; Poaceae
Product: atherin
Exons: 4
Coding region: 391-1008 (205 amino acids)
Source: RefSeq, a predicted model, not a curated record